AUGAACUCCUCUUUGGUUGGCAACCAGAGUGGCCGGCCCUUCUGUCUCCUGGCCAUUAGCUAUUUGGAGACCAUCAAUUUUUGCCUCCUGGAAGUUGUUAUUAUUGUGUUCCUCAUGGUGCUGAUUAUUUCGGGCAACAUUAUUGUGAUAUUUGUCUUUCACUGUGCACCUCUGCUGAACCACCACACCACCAGCUACUUCAUCCAGACUAUGGCGUAUGCUGACCUCCUGGUGGGUGUGAGCUGUCUGGUGCCUUCUUUGUCUCUGCUGCACUAUCCUAUUGUUUUAAGUGAGUCCUUGGUUUGCCAAAUCUUUGGUUAUGUGGUAUCAGUGCUGAAGAGCGUCUCCAUGGCCUCCCUGGCCUGCAUCAGCAUUGACAGGUACAUUGCCAUCACGAAGCCCCUGACCUACAACACGCUGGUUACCCCGUGGAGGCUGCGAAUCUGCAUAUUGACCAUUUGGCUCUACUCCUGCCUGGUCUUCUUACCCUCCUUUCACUGGGGAAAGCCUGGAUAUCACGGGGAUGUGUUCCAGUGGUGUGCCAAUUCCUGGAACACCGAUCCCUAUUUCACCCUCUUCAUUGUGGUGAUGCUCUACGCCCCGGCCGCUUUCAUCGUCUGCUUCACCUACUUCAACAUCUUCCGCAUCUGCCAGCAGCACACCAAGGAGAUCAACGAGCGGCGGGUGCGCUUCAGCUCGCAGGACGGGGAGGCUGGGGAGGCGCAGCCCUGCCCGGACAAGCGCUAUGCCAUGGUCCUGUUCCGCAUCACCAGCGUCUUCUACAUCCUGUGGCUGCCCUACAUCAUCUAUUUCCUGCUGGAGAGCUCCAAUGUCUACAGUAACCGUGUCGCGUCCUUCUUGACCACUUGGCUUGCCAUCAGCAACAGUUUCUGCAACUGUGUCAUUUACAGUCUCUCCAACAGUGUCUUUCAGAAGGGGCUGAAGCGUCUCUCGGGGGCCAUCUGUGCCUCGUGUGCUAGACAGAGGGUAGCUAAGGACUCCUCUACCUCUAGGAGCAAAAGAUCUUCCAAUGGAUGUCAUGUCUAGGACGCCUGUCAGCUGGACUGGGAAGUGCAGGGACAG
Molecule: messenger RNA, 1083 nt
Organism: Cinclus cinclus
Lineage: Eukaryota; Metazoa; Chordata; Aves; Passeriformes; Cinclidae
Gene: GPR21
Product: G protein-coupled receptor 21
Exons: 1
Coding region: 1-1047 (348 amino acids)
Biological process (GO): G protein-coupled receptor signaling pathway
Cellular component (GO): membrane
Molecular function (GO): G protein-coupled receptor activity
Source: RefSeq, a predicted model, not a curated record